AGGCCUGCCAGCGCGAGCUGUUCGUGCAGCGGCAGCACCGCUUCCUCGUGCGGCGCUGCGGCGGCGGCGGCGGGGAAGGCUCCCCGGGACUGUUCGUGCGGCGGUGCGGCGAGCCGCUGGGCCGCGGCGGCCUCGCGGAGGGGCGGCUUGCGCCCGGGGAGCUGGCGGAGGGCUGGGGCGCGCUGGAGUUCAGGUGCGCGACGCUGCGUGGCUGCGGGUUCCCCGCGGCGCGCGGUGGCGAGGAGCGCGCCGAAGGCGCAGAAGCGACCAUCUGGGACUUCGGGGCGCAGCUCGGCAUCGAGGCGCCGCCAGUGCCGCCCCCGCCGCCGUCCGCCCCCGGGGCCGCUGGCCACCGCCCUGGCUCUGCGGAGACGGGCGCCGCCCGCGCGCCCGACCGACGACACGCACCGCUCGUCGAGGCGACGUGCGGCCGCGAGGCCGCUACCUUCGAGCUCGGGGGCCCUGGCGAGCUGACGGAGGCGGAGUGGCAGGAGGGCCGGGACCACUUCGUGUUCGUCGGCACGCUUUUCGACCACGUCGUCGUGGACACGGGCGCCGCGCACGUCCCGGGCCUCUGGUACUACCACAUCGGGUGCCCCAGAGACCGCGGUGGAAGACGAUUAUCUGCAUGGAGAGUUCGCGUCUGUGAUGGCAUGCCAUUCGACAUAAUGAUUGUCGCCUUGGAGAAAGAGUGGAGGCACGUUGCCAAGUUCCAGCUGCGCGCGGAGCUCAGCGGCGGCAUCCGGGAGGCCACGCGGUGGGCCAUCGAUCGGCGCGUCUCCUGAGGCGCGUGCCGCCCUGCCGAUGCCCUGCUCCGCAACCUUCCCCCCGCAACCUUUGCCACGCAAC
Molecule: messenger RNA, 849 nt
Organism: Prorocentrum cordatum
Lineage: Eukaryota; Dinophyceae; Prorocentrales; Prorocentraceae
Source: the annotation of a GenBank genome assembly